Molecule: messenger RNA, 4585 nt
Organism: Spodoptera exigua (beet armyworm)
Lineage: Eukaryota; Metazoa; Arthropoda; Insecta; Lepidoptera; Noctuidae
Source: the annotation of a GenBank genome assembly
GGCAACCAAUAAUGGUGGAAGCGUCGUCACAAGAUUCGGCAGCCAUAUUGUGAAUCAAUCCUUCAUUCAUAUUUCGUCGCGCGAUGCGUAACUGGCUUAGUCGUCGAAAUUUUUGUUACUUUUUGUGUUUAGAUAAAUGAUUAAAAACUGUGAUUAUUGACUAUAUUUUGUGCAGAGUGCAGUUUACAGUGAACUGUGAGACAAGUCGCUAAUUUCGUUGUGAUAGUGGUUCGUCGAAUUGAGCUUUCAUGAUUGGAUUACCGCGUAGCGAUAGAGAUAGAGAUCGAAUAACGGUGAAAAUUCGUAACAUGAAGAGGAGUUCAUCAAGGGAUAGUAUGCCGCGAUCGAAGAGAACACGCAGUAGUAUAGGCAGGUAUGACGACAGCUCCGAUGAGCGCGUCACUCCUGAACGGGUACGCCGUCGGGUCCGCUCGCCGAGCCCCCGGGGGCGUUACGUGUCGCCUCAUCGCGAUGACUAUGUAAGAUCCCGUGACGUCAGAGAGGACUCUGUUCGUCCUUAUUACAAAGUUUUAUGUGUCAGUGCACUACACCCAAAAGCUUCGGAUGAAAUCGUUAAAGAUACUCUUUACAGAGAAUAUAAGAAAUUUGGAGACUUUAGCAUCAAAAUUUCCCACGAGCUAGAUGAGAGAGUUGCCUACGUGUGUUUUCGCAGUGCGGAAGAUGCUAGAGAUGCUAAACAUGCCAAGCCAAGGAUUAUUUUAUAUGAUAAAGUGGCUAUUGUUGACCCUGUCUAUGAACCGGUUCGCGCUGAAUAUAGAAGCCGACCAAGAAGCAUAACCCCUCCUGAUUAUGAGCGACCUUAUUCCUAUGCUUGGUCCCCAGUGCCUGAGAGACGUAGACCACCUCCAGAUGACAGGGCUUAUGGUAUACCUCCAACUGUCCCUCCCCAUCACAGAGAUUUUCGACCUCCUAUGCAUGAGUAUCCUAUGGCUGGGCCUCAUGGUCCCCCAAUGCACCACAGGCCACCUAUGCACCAUCCACCACACCCUCAUUACAUGCCUCGCCCGUAUAUGCCCCGCCCCCACCACCCACCCUUUGAGAAAAUUGAGAAUAAAAAAGACAAAUUUCCUAAUUACUUGCACCAUGUCCAGCCAGAAGAUGAUCCAUUGGCAACUAGAACACUCUUUGCUGGUAACUUGGAGAUAAACAUUUCAGAUGAAGAACUAAGACGCAUAUUUGGACGCUAUGGUAUAGUAGAGGAUAUUGAUAUAAAACGUCCUCCACCGGGUACUGGCAAUGCUUUUGCAUUUGUUCGCUACCAGACUUUAGACAUGGCCCACAGGGCUAAGGUAGAACUUUCUGGCCAGUAUAUUGGCAAAUUCCAAUGUAAAAUAGGAUAUGGCAAGGCAACUCCCACAACACGUGUGUGGGUGGGUGGACUAGGUCCCUGGACAUCUGUUGCUCAAUUGGAAAGAGAAUUUGAUAGAUUUGGAGCUAUCAAAAAAAUUGAAUAUGCUAAAGGGGAACCUCAUGCCUAUAUUUUGUAUGAUUCAAUAGAUGCAGCUCAGGCUGCAGUGAAAGAGAUGAGAGGUUUUCCACUUGGUGGUCCCGAAAGGCGUUUGCGAAUCGAUUUCGCUGAUGUUGGCACUGGGGGCCCAUAUAGACCAAAACCUUAUGCACCUCCUGUUGGUGAGGAUGGUAGACCUGUAGAAGGUUAUGAAGGAUAUGAAGGAUGGGAAGAAGGUUAUGCUUAUGGAACCCCUGGCUAUAGAGGCAGAGGCGGGCAUCGAGGUCGAGGACGCGGAAUGUAUCGAGGAGUUUAUCAUGGUUCCGGGGAUUAUCGCGAAGAAGAGUGGAGGCGUGCACCAGCUGAUGCAGAAUAUGAAGGUCGUGUGCGACGUUCCGGUUCCCGGGAACCGGGCGUGGAUCGCUCGCGAUCACGUACGCCACGGCGUCGGUCGCCCGACAGUGACUCCGAUGGAUCCCCGCGGCGUAGUGGUGGAAUGUUAGCAUCAGCUCGUACUUUACCAGAAGUUGUACGCAAAGCCACUACAAUUUGGAAUGGUGCACUGAUCUUAAAGAAUUCCUUAUUCCCUACUAAGUUCCACUUGACUGAUGGUGAUUCUGAAAUAAUUGAUAGUCUGAUGAAAGAUGAAGAUGGCAAAAAUCAGCUAAGAAUUACACAAAGAUUACGUUUGGAUCAACCAAAACUAGAUGAUGUACAGAAACGCAUUGCAACCUCCAGUUCUCAUGCUAUAUUCUUGGGAGUGGCAGGGUCUACAGCUUCUGUAACAAAUGAAGAUGCAAGUAUUCAGACUAGACCUAUGAGGAAUUUGGUCUCUUACUUAAAACAGAAAGAAGCAGCAGGUGUGAUUUCCCUGCUUAACAAAGAGACAGAGGCAACAGGUGUGUUGUAUUCAUUCCCACCUUGUGAAUUCUCUACUGAACUUCUCAAGAGGACUUGUCACAACCUCACUGAGGAAAGUUUGAAGGAAGACCAUUUGGUAAUAGUGGUGGUGAGGGGUGGGUCAGCCUAGUAUGAACUUCUGAGCUCCCAAACUGGGCAGGUGGCAACCUGACCUAUGAGGUCAAUGGGAGAUCAGUAACAAUGGUGGUGAUGGGUGACACUAAUACCUAAUAUGAACUCUAAUAGAUUUACACUUAUUGAGUUUACAUAACUAGCAUAAGUACUUUUUAAAAAAACUUGUCUUCUAUGUUCAUAUUUAACAAUAUGUAUUAUACUUGUGAUGUGUAGUGAUGUGAGGUGUUUGUUAAUCAAAAUUUGUGAGUUUCACAUUACUUGUGCAAGUGCUGUGUUAGCCUUGUAGUGACAGCAAUAAUGUUGUUAUUGCUAAUAAAUGUAGAUAAACUAUAGUUUUGCUAGAAUUAGCAAAUAUUCAUUUUGAACAUUAAGUGUAUAUUAUUAUGGAAAAGUUAUAGUGUAUUCUUUAUUCAGUGUAUGUUAGGUGAUGUGUAGUGUAAGUGUGUGAACUUGCAAAUAGAAUAUUUCAUCUUAUGAUGUAGUUUUUUUAAACCUUGUGAGUUGUGCUCAGGCAAGUGCAGUUGUUGAAUUAGUGAUUGUAGUAUGUGAUAUUGAAAUGUGCCCUCAGUGAUAAACUGAUCACUUGAGUGAAAACCAUGGCUUGAAUGUCACUGUUCAGUAACCAAGUGAAAAUGCUUCAACCUUAUAUAAUUCAGUGAAGCCGCCUAGUGUUUGUGUUGUGGUCUAAAUAGACUAAACUAUGACAAUGAGUGUAGGUAGAUAUAGUGGUCCCUCAGAGAGCAGUUAUUCAGUGAUAUGUCUUAAAAUUGUGUUCAGGAAUAAUGUGAACAGUUAGGUAUGCAACAAUAAUUAUAAAUUGUUUGGUAAGUAUUUCCUGGGUAUGGACACAUUCCCUUUGCUUGAAACCUCCCUGCUAAAUGUGAUAUUAACUAGUUCUAGUCAUGCUAAUGUAGCCAUCAUAAAUACUUUCAUAAAGACAAAACCUUUAGGCACUAAGAGUGAGUGAUAGGUAAUUCAAUUACCAAAUUGUACCCAUUCUCAAUCAUGUCAUUUAGUAAUUUCACUAUUAUUUUGGUUUUAAAUCUUAAUUCUUAGUUAUUCACAUUACCAAGUCUUAAUUGAGUCAUUUUAUAGACAUUUUUUUAAAUGUAUGUUUAAGUGGAUCAUAAUUAUUUAGUUUCUCUAUAAUAGGUUUUUAAUUCAUCCCACAAUAACUUUUGUCAUCUGGUCAUUUAUUCAAUAGGUAGUCAUAUACUUUUAAGUAGGAUAUUCUCAAAAUAGUUUUGAUGUUCUGGUAACAAUGAAUUACUUUUAUCUCAUACAAUAAUUUUUUCGAGAUAAUAGAUAAUUGCUAUUAAUACUGAGUAAUUUCUGCCACCAACAAAACAAUAGUAAUUUGAAAUAACUUACUCAUAAUUAACAUACUUCAUAAAUAAUCCAAGAAUAAUAAAAUAUUUUUUAUUGAAAAAUGUUUGAACUGGUUGGAGAUAUAUUACACUUCCAUCAUAAACAUUGUGGUCCAUUUAAAUAUACUUGUGUGUCUCUAAUUACAUGAAUACAUACUUCUUAACUACAUUUUAGAUCCCUCAUUAUACUUAUUCACAUAUUUCCAUAAGCUUCUUAGAAAGAGUAAGAUAAGACAAGACCAAAAAAACAAUAUUAACUCUCUGUCUGGUACUUGGCCUGGACCUGGCCAAGCCUAUUGCUUGCAUCCCACUCCAGGAGACUCAAUUUUGGUAAGUGUGCAUCGCUUAAAGGUGUAAUGUAAUGUUUAAAAACUCAUUUAAACUAAUAUAUAAAAUACAGUUUUUCAUAGUGGAAUAUAUUGAUUUAUUUAUACCAUAGGUAUCUGUAAUGUUGAACCUUGUCUUGUCUCGCUUAUCUGAACACAAGCAGUGAAAUUCCACAUACAUUUUAAUUGGUAGGUAUAAUAUAGGUAAGUAAAUAUGAGCUAUGUGGCACACAACUAUUUGGAGCCUGGAAGCAAGACAGGUACUAUUUUCAUUUACUGAGUAAGUAUUUUAUUGUGAGGACGGUAAGCAAAAUACGAAUACUUAGAUUUUUAUCAAGCGAUUUAAUGGAUGCUUUAUUCUUUUCAAUACAUAAUUUAAAUAUUUAAUU